GGGGGGCGGGGGGGGCGGGAAUCCUCUCGUUGUUCGGGCCAGCCAGAUGGACUUGCUUAUGGAGGAAGAGGUAGGCACAGGGGAGAGUUCUCUGGAGGAAAAAGUCCCCGCUCAGCGACGGGUCUCGUUCAAACCGGGCGAUCCCGUCUCGUUACGCGAGGUGGCUCCGCGCUCAGACGCAGACGACGACCGUACAGGAGACCACGAGACGACCGACGAUCCUGGCAAGUACCGUGGCCGUUCGCGUUCUGAAGUAGCCCCGACGGUAUUAGAGAGGUUCCUCGUGACCAGAGAGAGAAAAUGGAGCGUGACGGUGGCCUCGCUAGUGGCCGCCAUACCGGCGUUUCUGUUGGGACUAACUCUCGGGUACCCGUCCAACGCACUCCUGGAUCUCACAGGGGAGGCUACGGAACUGCCUCCUGAAUUCUUUUUCUCCACUGCGGCCCUGUCUUUAUUCACUUCACUGGCUCCACUGUGUGCCAUAUUUGGUGGUCCAGUCGGUGGCUGGAUCUCGGAUCACUGGGGAAGAAAGUGUGGCUUGAUGUUCUGCGGUGUGCCCUACCUCAUCGGCUACCUCAUGCUCAGCUAUGCCCACUACUCUGCGACUGCCACUGUCUUCAAUGCCGUGCUCUUCAGUGGACGAGCUCUGGCUGGAUUUGGAAUGGGAUGGGCAUCUGCUGUCUCACCCGUAUACACAGGUGAACUCUGCUCUGCUAAGCUAAGGGGGGUAUAUGUCAACUUUUUCCCCGUUUUUCUCACGACUGGAAUCUUGUUCAACUUUGUCCUUGGAGCCAUAGACAACUUUCGCUACUACGACACGUCACUGGUGGCGGUUGGGAUUGUGGCACUGUUUGAGGUGCUGAUGUUCUGGCUUCCAGAGACCCCGAGAUGGCUGAUGGCGCAAGGAUAUGCGGAGCGUGCAGAGCACGUCUUGCUUUGGCUCAGGGGAAAGAAGAUUGGCAUAGACAAAGAAUUAGAGGACAUGAAAAAAUCCCUCUCGAAAAAGAAAACAAAUGUUUGGAAAGUCUUUCGACAGCGAAGGGUGUUUCAACCACUAGUAUACCUCCUGAUCCUCUUUUUUGUUCAGCAAAUGGGAGGGGUAAAUGGAAUUACCCCCUUUGCUGGCCUCAUUCUUAGCGACGCUGGGUUGAGUAACCCACGGACAACUUCCAUCUAUGCUGUUGGACUAUCAGGGUUCGUAGGUCUAGCAGUUUCUAUUGUACUCGUUGAUCUAAUCGGGAGGAAGACCCCUCUCAUUAUUAGUGAGAUAGGACAGUUCGUGGCAAUAGUAAUGCUAGGUAUCCACGCCUACAUCACUCGCCCUUCUCUCUGUGACUUCAGUACCUCUGAUGCAAUGCCGUGCAACCCUCAGUUCCAGUACAUGGCUCUUGUGAGCAUCAUCGGUUUUGCACUCUCCUUCACUUCCGGUGCAAACUCAGUCCCGUACGUGCUUCUUGCAGAGUUUAUGCCUCUCUCGGUGCGUGGAAAGGCCAGUGGUAUAGUGGCUGCCAUGACUUGGGGUUGUUCUGCCCUUUUUACGGGGCUUUAUUUCGAGUUCAGAGAGUGGAUAACUCCCUGGUUCACUCUUUGGCUCGUUGCAUUAGUCAACCUCAUAGGUGUUGUAUUUAUCGUACUUAUUAUUCCGGAGACAAAGGGAAAGAAGUUGGAAGAACUGGAGAAUGUGUUUGUAAAGAGACCAGACACGGUGGAAACUGUUUUAUGAUGCAUGAUUAUAAAAUCAUAAUUUCCACACCUUAGUUUGUCAUUAUUAACCCUCGGCGCGCAUGCGCAGCGAGGGUUGGUUUGUCCGUCUGUCUGUCCGUCUGUCUGUCCGUCUGUUACCACGUUUUCUGCCACCACGCACAACAAACAGGUAAAAUAGCGACACCAAC
Messenger RNA from Geodia barretti, 1892 nucleotides. The record is from the annotation of a GenBank genome assembly. NCBI's taxonomy places the organism in Eukaryota, Metazoa, Porifera, Demospongiae, Tetractinellida, Geodiidae.